Molecule: messenger RNA, 1779 nt
Organism: Aphidius gifuensis
Lineage: Eukaryota; Metazoa; Arthropoda; Insecta; Hymenoptera; Braconidae
Exons: 3
Coding region: 262-705 (147 amino acids)
Biological process (GO): sleep; regulation of synaptic transmission, cholinergic; positive regulation of voltage-gated potassium channel activity
Source: RefSeq, a predicted model, not a curated record
GAUAAAUGAUAAUAAUAAUAUUUUUUUUUGUAGGCGUGUACCACCUGCCAAGCAAAUUAAACUAACAACAAUUAAAAAAUUAUUAUUAAAUUAAUUUAUAAAAAAUAAAUUGUUUAGAUCUAGUUAAAUAUUUAUUAUUGCAAUAAAUUAAAUAAAUAUUAUAAGCAACAGUUGGUUGGAGUAUAUUUGUGUACAAAAAAAGUGACAACAAUUUAACAAAAAUAUAUUAUCAAUUGUUUAAUUAAAUAUUCAUUAAUUAACAUGACGGAAAAUUUUAAUUUAUUUAUAGCUUUAUUGCUGUUUAUGUGCUUUAUUCAAACAGGUUUAUCAAUAAAAUGUUACGAUUGUCGAUCAGACUGGGAUCCAAAAUGUGGUGACCCAUUUGAUAAUUCAACAGUUCCAUUUAAAGAUUGUAAUCAAGAGCCUGAUUUAGAUCAUCUGCCAAAUUUACGACCAACAAUGUGUAGAAAAAUUCGUCAAAAAGUAAAUGGAAAAUGGAGUUUUUUUCGAAGCUGUGCAUAUCUUGGUGAACCAGGUAUAAAUGGUGAUGAAAGAUUUUGUCUAAUGAGAACAGGAUCAUACAAUAUAUUCAUGGAAUAUUGUACUUGCAAUAGUAAAGAUGGAUGUAACUCUGGAAUAUUACCAACAGCAACAAAAAUAACACUAAUACUAACGGGUAUUUUAACAUUAAAUUAUUUUAAUUAAAAUAAUUAAUUAGCAAUAAUUUCAAUAUGCGACACCAGUAAAUUAAAUCAUUAAUAUUAUUUCGAUAUUGUGUGCCUUAACCGUCCAAAAUUCAAUGACAAUUUUAAGAUAUUUUUCUAUCAAUUUACUAUUUUUAAAUUAUAAAAACACAAUUUAUGUGUUGAUAGAUUUUAAAAACAAAACUUAAUAAUUAAUAUUAAAUAAAAAGAAUAAUUUUAUCGAGGCUAAUGGAAAUUGUCUAUGACAACUUGGUGAAUUUGAUCUGGACAAUUAAAAUCUGCAAUUCCAAAAGUAAGCAUUUUUUAACUUGAAUUAAGUUAAAGAUUAAACUCACUGAUAAAUCAAGUUAAAUCAUUUUUUUUAUUUACAAAAUAUUUCGUUUAAAAAUGCAAGCUUUUAAGUGAAUUUUAAUUGUCAAAAAAAUAUAAUAGACAAACAGCUUUACAUGGCUUUUAUUUCCAUGAUGAAUAACAUUCAAGUAGUACAAAAAUUUAGAGAAAAAAAAAUUUUAUUACAAUAAAUAUGACUCAAAGUCAUUUGGCAAUAUAUUGUUAUUUAUAUAAGACUGCCAACAAACCGUCCAGAAUUAAUUUUAAUUAAUCAUUAUUAAAAAGAAAAAUAAUUUUAAAAUAAAAAAAAAUAUAUACCAGUGCUUUUUUUUAUAUACAAAAAUAUAUUUAAAUAUUUACAUAAUAUAUAUUUGUUUUUUUACAUUUGUAUAUUGUCAUUUUAAUAAUUUAAAAAAAUAAAUUGACAGUUUUUUUUUUUAAUAUUAAAAUUAAUUUCCAAACAAUUUUUAAGUGCAGAUAUUAUUUUUUAUGUAAAAAUACAAUAAACAAAAUUAUUAUAAAUAAAAUAUCGUUAAUAAUUAAUUUAAAAAUUAUCAAUUUGUUAAUAACUUUAUGGCGAUGAUUCUUUUUUAUUUUAUUUUUUUUUAUGAUGAUUUUUUAUGGCACAGUGAUGCUUUUAUUUAUUUCCAUGUGGAUUUUUAUAUUUAUUUAUAAAAGACACACCCACAUCUAGUCUGAUUCAUCAUAUUAACACUCAGCUACAAUUACAAAUGAAAAAAAAAUA